This is a messenger RNA of Toxotes jaculatrix (banded archerfish), 4533 nucleotides long. RefSeq lists its product as uncharacterized. Gene Ontology annotation, cellular component: cytosol; nucleus. The transcript has 3 exons. The record is from RefSeq and is a predicted model, not a curated record. Lineage: Eukaryota; Metazoa; Chordata; Actinopteri; Toxotidae. Bases 2704 to 3297 code for a protein of 197 amino acids. Gene Ontology annotation, biological process: spermatogenesis.
UCAGAGGCGUGGCCGUGUCUGAACUCGGCGUGUAAGGCUUGAGUGCAAGCCUCAAACGCUCACAGUGUAUUGUCUUUGAACUCUGGCUGCCCUCCUCCUAUAUGUAUAGCUACUGUAGAUGACUUAUUUCACAGGACGUAUUUAAUGACCUGUCCUGUUUGUCAGGAUAGGGGCGGCUAGGCUAGAGAAGGGAAGGAAACGCAGCAUUCUUUCGAGGAGCUGGGCCUUUUGGAUGGGAACAAUCAUUGUGGAAGAAAAACAAGGCUGAAAAUAGCUGUGGAAGGGUACAAGUCUUUCACCCUGGGUUGUUUUAUUCAUAUUAGGACACAGAAAGUGGACAUGGAGUACUGGUAGUGAAGUCUACCUUUAGCUGUAAAAGGCUGAUUCCAAUUAGGAAGACUUUCAUCAAGCAGUACUUGCUAAACAUUCUUAAUUUUAAUUCUUAAUAAUUUUUAAUUUUUUUACGUCAAGCUAUUUCUUCAAGUAACUAGCUAAAACAAUCAUUAGAUGCAGCUCAAAUUACAUAGCAUGAAACAGAGAGGCACUGGGAACAGUAGAUGUAUCUGAACCCAUGAGUAUUUGAACAACCAAUACUGAACUUAAGGGCCCAAAAGCAAAGGCCAUCUCUAAAAACUUGAAAGAAUUAUGUCUGAAUCUACAAUUGACACAAUAUUUUCAAAAUGAAAUGCCUCUUUACUCCCUCAGCUUCCACCUCAGAGGUAUGGAUGGAAGAAUUUGUCCCAAUAGGAGCUCUAUUGUUCUGCCAAGCAUGGAGCUGUAGGUAAAGCUCCCCCACACAGUCAGCCUCAGUGAGCCGCUUGGUUUACCUACUUUUUGGCUGGAGAGAUUACUGGGCACUGAGCAGCUUUGGAUCUAGAGGCCUGGAGGUUAAUGCUGAAGUGAAUGGUGAAUAGACAGGCCUCUGUAUGUGCAUGCAUGCAUGCAUCGACAUACAGGGCUGGAAUUUAAAUACAUGCGCACAUACACGCAGAGAGACUCAAUCUCUGUUGGCAUCUCUGGUUUCUACAGAGAACAGCAAAUCUGAUCCACAAUUUACACUUGACGGCACACAGGACACAAGAGGGGAGCGAAGAGAGAGAGAGUGAGGGAGGCAGAAAGAGUAGAAAACAGGGUGUUGAAAUAGCUGACAUGAAAUUUUGUAAAUGUUUUUUGAUGCUAAUAAACUCCCAAGAAACUGGCAGUGUUCUGGUCAGUAAAGUGCCUCUCUUCUUAUGAGAUAUUCAGAAGUUGUGACUGAGUAAAGUGUUUACUAAUCCAUCAAAUGUCACAUAGUUUGGGAUGAGAAGAGAUCAUGUGUGGGACCAUGAGUAUUCUCAUGUGUGUGUGUGUGUGUUAGAUAAAACAUAGAGCUCCAUGUCAUCUAAUCUGUGAGAUUGUGAAGCUUGACCUCAGACGUGGUGACAGAUCUUAUUGUAAAUGUUCCUGUUUGGUUUGAGAUGACUACUUUCAUGUCCAGUUAGUUGUUUGCUUGCUGUAGCAGCUGUCACACACAGCGCUUUGAAUUAAGCACCUCCUGGACAGGUAAAAUAUAGAAACAAAAGAAGCAGUUUAAGUUUGUUCCAUAAUCACAGUGGAAAGCGGUACCUGUGCUCGGUGGAAAGCAGCAAGGGCAGGGAGGAAUUCUGAUGUGAUGGGGGAGUCCGGGGGAGUUUCAGAGGGAGUGAAGGGUCUUCUGCUGGAAUGUGCUAAACAUUACUGCCAAGUCAAUGCCACUCAAGUGUUUGCUUUCUUCCCUAUCUGUCUAUUUAUCUUCCGAUAACUGAAUCUGUAGGUAUGAGGUUUUGUCCAACAGCAGUAAGUAAUUUUCUUCAUCUAUAGUUGGGUGUUGCAUUAUAAACUUUACUUAAAGGAAUAGCUCGACAUUUUUUAGAAUGUAUUCUGAUUUGCUUUCUUACCAAGAGUUAAAUGAGAUACCACUCGAUACCACUCUUAUGUCUGUAGAGGAAAUAUAAGCAUACAGCCAGCAGCAGGUUAGCUUAGCUUUGCACAAAUGCUGGAAACAGGAGGAAACAAAUAGCCAAGCUCUAUCCAAAGGUAACAGAAUCUGCCUACUAGCACCUACAGUAACUUCUGGCCAAGAGGGAGUCCAGCACAUAACCCCCGUGGACAAAAGCAAAGUCCAAAAACAGGUGAGUACAAAAGGUCUGGCAAGCUGUGGCUUCAAUGCCACAAUAGACAGUCUGCCAGUGAUCAAGUGGAAGUCGGUAUAAAUUCUAGUGAGUUAGUGCAUGGGAGAACCAGGGUACUGGAAAGGAGGUGGAAGUGGCCAGGUCUGAUAUGACAAGACAGUUAGUGAAUGAUGACAAAGCUGACAGAGAAUGAUGAAUAACCGAGUGAACUGUUGCGCCAUUUUCUUGUCUGUAUGGUACCUGGAAACAAACCAAGUGUCAUAUUUAGGGUAAAACAGUCAGUCUGACUCUGUCCAAAAACUCCAGGAAGUCUCUGUGACUGGCCAAGAAAUAGUCAUAGCAUAUAACUCCAUGUAGAAUCACAUGUUGUUGAGCUUUAGAGGUGCUUUUGGCAGGCAGUUUCCCACAGCUUAUACUGGAUGUUGGCUGCAGCUACAUAGAUAGGUUUAAAACAUAUGCAUGGAUGGAUUGAAGGUUCAGGUUUGAGGAGGGAGUGCACUUUCACCAGUCUGAACAUAAGGCUGCUUUUCUAAAUUCUUGUGAAGCUGACUUUAUGAAAUCAUCCUCUUCAGGGAGCAUAAAUCACUAUCAAGAGGCCAAAGUGAAGAAGAUCAUGUCCAAGAAAGAGAGGAGGGAGAGGAAGAUGUUCUCCUCUAAAGACGAUGAGCACUUCUUGUUGACAGGAGUGAAGCUGGCUGACCGCAGAGGGUCUCACAAGAAAAUUAAAGAUGAUGAGAAGGAGAAGGAAAAGAAGGACAAGCCAGAGAAGGGCCACUGUUUCUGGGAGAGCGUUACCAUGACGAUGAGACAGAUCUCACCCACCAAAAAACUGGAGAAGAUGGAGGGCUGGGAGCCGCCACACCUGGAGAACUUAACAGAGACUGUGACUGAUGAAGCCCCGGGGGACAAGAGCCAGAAAGGGGACUCGCCGUUAUCUCUCUCUGAGUCUCUAGGCCUCCCACUGGAAUUGGCCUCCUGGGGGGGCCGGGGUCUGGAAGAGGACUCUUCCCGCUAUGCUAACCUGUCGGACUCCAAGGAUUCGACGGCUGCUGUGAGGUGGACGGCCCGCGCCAAAGUCAAGCUGGCCGGCAUCAGCAGGAUGAGCAGAGGGAUUGUGUCAGAUGGUGCGUGGGAGGGGUUUAAAUAGUGGCCAUUUAUAACUUUUGAUACCCCUCCCUCCCUCCUCACCUGUAAACCACCUCACCAAUAAAGAGGAUGAAGACCUGAACCAAAUAUCUGCCUGUCUGUGUAGUCUAGUUUUGGACGAAACCGGUGUUAUUGUCAGCUGGUAUUGAGAUGCUGUACUGUAGUAAAUCCCUGAAUAUAACACAUGACGUUUGUCCUUAGUAGUUUAGUUUUUAAGUCCUUGAAGACAACAUACCAGUUUUAUCAGUGGGCUCUUUUUUGGCAGCACUGCCACUUUUGAAACACUGGCAAUAAAUUAUAAAUCGUAACAAAUGAAAGCCUUAAACUACUGUACCAGUUUAACUGUGAUAGUCACUGGCCUGGCAUGUAGAUAUUUGAUAUUGUCAAGAAAUGACAAGUGAUUUUUGUGGUUGUUAUUUGUAGAGAAUCGAUGAAGAAUAUGCAAACCUCAUACUGAAGACUUUCUGAUGUUAGAAUGGUUUUCAGUUCAUUUAUGUCUAUGCAGCUACAGAAUAGAAGUGAAGUGAAGAAUAUGAGCUUGAGGCCUUAACUUGUACAUUGAUAAUCAGCUGUGCGAUAAUGAAACAGCUUAUACACCUGUUUGUUCAUACACCUGGCAUAUCAGUGUGUGUGAAUGUUAGUGUGUGUGUGAGGUAAAGGGAGAGAGAGACUGAGACUCUGUCUCACGGAGUAAGUGAAUUUGCUGGUGGCCAUGCAUGUUUAUAUUAGUGAAUAAUAGCUGGCGUUACAGAGGAGAUUUGGAGAUCUGCUGUUGUAUUAGGAGUAUGUGAGGGCAAUGUUGUGUUCAUGUCAUAUUAGCUAUCGGAAAAAAUGAGUUUCUGACUUGUAAAUAACGCUCGCAGCAACAUCCAAGUUUUAACUGAUAAUCUGAUUUUUCUAAAAGCCCUCACAUAUCCAACAUGGCAUUAAUAGUGCCUGAAAAACAAGCAAAUAUGAAUGCCUCACAUCAGAGAAGGACCAUUAUUCAACGUAAUUAAACCCAUUUUUAAUUAUUUUGCCAAUUCAAAGAAUUUUAAUCAACAAACGACAAGCUUUGUAAUCAUUCAGAGACCAUGAUGAUAUGAACGCUUGCAAGUCUUUUGCAUGGGAAUCUUUCCCAUCUCUACUGUCUUUUCCCCCCUGGGUCAUAGACGGAUACAUGUUCAAAUCUGAUACUGAAUAUCUAUAAAGCUUGUAAUGAUGAAGAGAUAAAAGCCAAAACAUUAAAAAAAACAAA